This is a messenger RNA of Etheostoma spectabile (orangethroat darter), 7563 nucleotides long. Its product is annotated as plasma membrane calcium-transporting ATPase 1-like. Gene Ontology annotation, biological process: calcium ion transmembrane transport; regulation of cytosolic calcium ion concentration. Gene Ontology annotation, cellular component: plasma membrane; intracellular membrane-bounded organelle. The record is from RefSeq and is a predicted model, not a curated record. Lineage: Eukaryota; Metazoa; Chordata; Actinopteri; Perciformes; Percidae. Gene Ontology annotation, molecular function: ATP hydrolysis activity; ATP binding; PDZ domain binding.
CCAGUUCACUUCCCUCUCUCAGUUCCCCCAGCGAGCACAGGAAAAGACGCUGAGUCGGACUUCGGCUCUUUUCUCCGGUCCCUGUUUGAAUGUGGCGGACCCUCCACUCCCACCCACCGCUCUGCAACACCAACAUAGCCCGACCAGUCCUUAAUUUCCUGGAUCUGCUCUUUGUUACCAGAGCCUUUACCCUCCUCUGCUUCUAUUCCAGGAGAGAGAAGGAGACUUAUUUCUUUCUUUUAGCGGAUUGAUUUCUGACUGAAUCUGGAUUGCUUUCCUUCUUCUUGUUGUUGGGCUGCCGCUGCAGGACCAGAGCUGAUGCUUCCACCAAUGUAAUUAGCUCGGCUACUGUCAAAGAAACCGGUUUAAACGUCGGAACAAAGGGACGUUGAAGGUCUUUUCUUUUUUUUUUUCUUCCCCCGACCCGGUCUGAAAACCAUUAUUCACCACUGCAGUUGUCAAGUUGGAGCCCUGCUGGGAAAUGGACAAACCCCUCUAAAGUGACGACGCUGCUCUGCCUCACCAACACAAGCACAGGACGUGAUUUGGACGAGGACCCCCCCCCCCCCCCCCCCCCCCCCCCCUCCGCGUGGAGCAAGAAGAACAUGUUUACCACCCUGUUUCUAUGGUAACCCGAGAGGAGCAUGCACGCCCGGGUCAGGAGUUAACCUCAGCACUCAUCUCCUCCGCCUGACUCCUGUGAGAACUACACUACCCAUAAUUCCUGUAAACUGACGACCCAAUCUGACAUUUAGAUCAGUUUAAGAAAGACACUCAGAGGAACCAAACCUACGACGACACUACCACAACGCUGCUGUGAAGACGACCAACAUGGCCAACAACACGGCAGACCACCCUCCGGGGAACUCGGUGGCAGAGGGCAACCAUGACGGGGACUUUGGGGUGACCGUGAUGGAACUGAGGGAACUGAUGGAGCUGCGGAGCGCCGAGGCCGUCAACAAGAUACAGGACGUGCACGGAGACGUUCAAGGCAUCUGCCGCCGCCUGAAAACCUCACCUAUAGAAGGUCUGUCCGGUAACCCCGUCGAUUUGGAGAAACGUCACGCGGCGUUCGGCAAGAACUUCAUCCCCCCCAAGAAGGCCAAGACGUUUCUGCAGCUGGUGUGGGAGGCUCUGCAGGACGUCACUCUCAUUAUCCUGGAAAUCGCCGCCAUCAUCUCGCUGGGCCUGUCCUUCUACCAUCCACCAGGGGGCGACAGUGAAGCAUGUGGCCAGGUUGCAGGGGGCGUGGAGGACGAGGGCGAGGCCCAGGCUGGCUGGAUCGAGGGCGCCGCCAUCCUGUUCUCGGUCAUCAUCGUGGUCCUGGUGACGGCCUUCAACGAUUGGUCCAAAGAGAAGCAGUUCCGCGGGCUGCAGAGUCGCAUCGAACAGGAGCAAAAGUUCACCGUCAUCCGCAAAGGCCAGGUCAUCCAGAUUCCUGUGGCCGAGCUGGUGGUGGGAGACAUCGCUCAGAUCAAAUAUGGAGACCUGCUGCCUGCUGACGGGAUCCUGAUCCAAGGCAACGACCUGAAGAUUGACGAGAGCUCUCUGACUGGAGAGUCGGAUCAGGUCCGAAAGUCUAUGGAGAAGGACCCUAUGCUGCUGUCCGGUACCCAUGUAAUGGAGGGAUCAGGCAGGAUGGUGGUGUCAGCCGUCGGCCUCAACUCCCAAACCGGCAUCAUCUUUACUCUGCUGGGCGCUGGCGAGCACGACGAAGAGAAGAAGGUCAAGAAAAGUAAAAAACAAGGACCCCCCGAAAAUCGCAACAAAGAUGGCAUCGCCCUGGAGAUCCAGCCGCUGAGAAGUGAGGAGGCCACCGAGUCGGAGGAAAAGGAGAGGCUAAACGUGAAGAAGGUUAAUGUGACCAAGAAGGAGAAGUCGUUGCUGCAGGGCAAACUUACCAACUGCUGUACAGAUCGGAAGGCUGGUCUGAUCAUGUCGGCUCUGACGGUCAUCAUCCUCAUCCUCUAUUUUGUGAUCGACACCUUCGCGGUCCAGGGUCGGACCUGGGUGGCCGAGUGCACCCCCAUCUACAUCCAGUACUUUGUCAAGUUCUUCAUCAUCGGCGUGACCGUGCUGGUGGUGGCCGUUCCCGAGGGGCUGCCGCUCGCUGUCACCAUCUCUCUAGCCUACUCCGUCAAGAAAAUGAUGAAGGACAACAACCUGGUGCGUCACCUGGACGCCUGUGAGACCAUGGGCAACGCCACGGCCAUCUGCUCGGACAAGACGGGCACGCUGACCAUGAACCGCAUGACGGUGGUGCAGGCGUACGUCGGCGACACGCACUACAGGAAGGUUCCCGAACCAGAAGCCAUUAAAGCAGAGACUCUGGAAGUCAUGGUCAACAGCAUUGCUAUCAACUCGGCGUACACCACCAAGAUCCUGUCUCCGGAAAAAGAAGGUGGCCUUCCCCGCCACGUGGGCAACAAGACCGAGUGUGCUCUGCUGGGCCUGGUGCUGGAGCUGAAGAGGGACUACCAGCCAAUCAGAGAUGAGGUCCCCGAAGAGAAACUCUACAAGGUUUACACCUUCAACUCCUCCCGCAAGUCUAUGAGCACGGUGCUGAAGAACCCUGAUGGAGGUUUCCGCAUGUACAGCAAAGGAGCAUCGGAGAUAGUCCUGAGAAAAUGCUCCUAUAUCUUGGACACCCAGGGUCAGCCUCGCAUCUUCAAGCCGAAGGACCGUGACGAGAUGGUGCGUAAGGUGAUUGAGCCGAUGGCGUGCGAUGGCCUGAGGACCAUCUGUGUGGCCUACAGGGACUUUCCCGCCGAUGCAGGGGAGCCAAACUGGGACAACGAGAAUGACAUCUUGAAUGACCUCACCUGCAUCGUGGUGGUCGGUAUCGAGGACCCCGUCAGACCUGAGGUACCUGAGGCUAUUACCAAGUGCCAGCGUGCAGGCAUCACUGUGCGUAUGGUUACCGGAGACAACAUCAACACCGCCCGCGCCAUCGCCACCAAGUGUGGCAUCCUGCUGCCCGGCGAGGACUUCCUGUGUAUGGAGGGCAAAGAGUUCAACCAGCAGAUCAGAAACGACCAGGGAGAGGUGGAACAAGAGCGUCUGGACAAAGUUUGGCCCAAACUGCGCGUUCUGGCUCGUUCCUCGCCAACAGACAAACACACUCUGGUCAAAGGUAUCAUCGACAGCACGGUGGGUGAAACCCGACAGGUGGUGGCGGUGACGGGAGACGGCACCAACGACGGCCCCGCCCUCAAGAAAGCCGACGUCGGCUUUGCCAUGGGAAUUGCCGGCACGGACGUGGCGAAGGAAGCGUCGGACAUCAUCCUGACUGACGACAACUUCACCAGCAUUGUCAAGGCCGUGAUGUGGGGAAGGAACGUCUAUGACAGCAUCUCCAAGUUCCUGCAGUUCCAGCUGACCGUCAACGUGGUGGCCGUGAUCGUGGCGUUCACCGGCGCCUGCAUCACACAGGACUCUCCUCUGAAGGCCGUCCAGAUGCUCUGGGUCAACCUCAUCAUGGACACUCUGGCGUCUCUUGCUCUGGCCACCGAGCCGCCCACCGAGUCUCUGCUGCUGCGCAGGCCGUACGGCCGCAACAAGCCUCUCAUCUCCAGGACCAUGAUGAAGAACAUCCUGGGCCACGCCGUGUACCAGCUCGUCAUCAUCUUCACACUGCUCUUCGCUGGUGAGUCUAUUUUCGACAUUGACAGCGGCCGCAACGCUCCCCUGCACGCGCCGCCGUCGGAGCACUACACCAUCGUCUUCAACGUGUUCGUCAUGAUGCAGCUCUUCAACGAAAUCAACGCCAGGAAGAUCCACGGGGAGAGGAACGUGUUCGAGGGCAUCUACAAGAACCCCAUCUUCUGCAGCGUAGUACUGGGGACCUUUGUCCUGCAGAUCAUCAUCGUUCAGUUCGGAGGGAAGCCGUUCUCCUGCACGGCUCUGACCAUCGACCAGUGGCUGUGGUGCGUGUUCAUCGGUGUGGGAGAGCUGCUUUGGGGACAGCUGAUCUCCGCCAUCCCUACCCACCGCCUGAAGUUCCUGAAGGAGGCGGGCCACGGCACCACCAAAGAGGACAUCCACGAGGAGCAUAUGACGGAGGGCGCCGAUGAGAUCGACCACGCCGAGAUGGAGAUGAGGAGGGGCCAGAUCCUCUGGUUCAGAGGGCUGAACCGCAUCCAGACGCAGAUUAAGGUGGUGAACGCGUUCCGUAGCUCCCUGUACGCGGGGCUGGAGAGCCCAGAGUCCCGUAGCUCCAUCCACAGCUUCAUGGCCCAUCCUGAGUUCGUCCCCCAGUCCGAGGAGGAGGCUCGCAUCCCCACUAUUGAGGAGACUGGAGACGAGAUUGACCUCCUCCCCAGCGCCUCCUCCGGGGCCGGGGGAGGAGGAGAGCCGCCCAGCGCCUUCCCCCACAGCUGCGAGUCAUCCAUCUGAGCUCCUCCUCCCUCCUCUUUAUCAGCAUCAUCUGUCAUCCCAUCAACUGAACUGUCGCGCUGGGGAGGGAAGUCACUCUGCAUCCCCUCAUUCUGCACACACACACACGCACACGCUUCACAUUGUUUUCACCCCUCUCAGUCGCUCCUGCCACGUUGUGUCUUUCAUACUGACUGUGGCGUCAUCUUGCCUGUAAGUUUGUCCCUCCACCACCACCACCACCACACACAUGUCUCAGAGGGUGGAGGCCUUCUCAUUCAUGUCUAUUUUUUACUCGAUGAUCCUUUUGAAAAGCUUUCAAACUACGUUGGGUUCGAUCUUUGCGUGUCGCGUUCUGAACUCGCUUCAUUCCCGCUCAAAAAAAAAAAACCGGCACAGAACUUUCCAGAGAGUGCAGUGAUUCUCAUGUACAUACGCUUCCCGCUCCUCUGCACAGCUAACCGCCGGGUUUGGUGAGCAGAAGAUUUUUGGGCAAAUGCAAAAAUGUAAUUUAGUUUGUUUGUUUUCAAAAACCUCUAACAAUUGUUAAUCGAUUAGUUCUGAGAAACUCCUGGGAACGUCUUGUAAGUGUGACACUACAGUCUUAAAGGUUCAACUGUUAAAAAUAUGUUCUUCCCUUUUUUUGGUGUCUGUAUGUGCUUUUUUCUUUUUAUCAGCUGUGUUGCAUGUUGAAGGACAGAAUGCUUACUACCCAAAAAUAUCCAACAUGGCGGCGUCCAGAGAGGGCUCACUCUCUGCUCAGUGAGAGUCUGACAUCAUCUCAUCUCAUCCAGUCAGGGUUCUGGUUCUCUCUCUCCCUCCUCCCCCCCCCCCCCCCCCCCCCCCCCCCCAUUACAUCCACAGUGUCAAUAGGAAACAGGAGUGUUGCUUAGCUUUCCAAGUAGGAUGCAUGUUAUGUUUCAUUCGUGUUGAGUCGCAUGAUAACUAAGGAAUGAGUAUUUGGGAUUCUGUUUAGAUGUCUAUGUGUGUGUUAGUCUGCAGCAGCAUCUGUUCAGCGCUUCUUUCACUUCCUGUCUUUACGACUGAACUUCCCGUUACCACAACAGCACAAAAAACAGACUCAUCAAUACUUGCAAGUCAGGGUGUCUCUAUAAUCUGCGUGUACUCCAGAUUCUCCUAGAUGUUGUUCUUGUGAAGGGGAUUUACCCAUAAAGACCCAGAGGUAGCUCUGAUGAAAUGAGGCCACAACAUAUGCUGAACGCCUUGAUUGCUAACAAGAGAAUAAGACGCAGCCUUGCACGGAACCUGAAAUCCCACUCCAGUCCUUUUCUCGUUUUUAAAAACCGUUCACUGUGCUCGGCGUACAUUGUAAGUCACGGUCUCAAUUGCCAACUUUUCUCGCGUUGCUAUCACCUUGCUCCUCGCCUCUGACAGGCUCAUAUUAGAUAAGACCCGCCCUCUCGAAGUACUGAACUUAAUCAAAAAUGACAACCUGUGACCGUGACACUGUGAGGCGACCCCCGCUAAACACUGCCCCACUGUGCCGCAGAUGACAAAGUUAAUGUCACGUGGACCCUUAACAGCUAUCUGGCAACAUUUAGCUCACAUCUUUCAGGUUUGGACUCCAAGCUGAACGCUACUGUAGUAUUGUAGUAUUCAUCCCUUUGUCCCUUCAAAUGAUCCUAUUUUCUGCUGCUUAUUAAGAUCUGGGUAGCAGUGGCAUCGGACUAAAAAAGGUAGCCCCAGCUUAUCUUCAGACACCUGUUAAAGUGUUUCCUGGUUCCUAGACCAGAUGGGAAGUGUAAUCCCUGCAGUGUGUUCUGCAGAUCUGCACUUCCAGUUGGACAUGUUGACCUAAUGUCCACAGGGAGGCGUCCUGAUCAGAUGUUAAACCACCUCCACUGACUCCUUUCAGCCAGAGCUCAGAUGAGAGUUUGAAGGUAGAUCGACUGAUAGAUGGACAUGACUCCCGUAUCGAUGAGUCCGUUUUGCGUCGCGAUGCAGGGAAUUCAGUUCGACAGACAGGAAGUGGAUGGAAAUCUAAACAGGGUCUGGACCGUCUCUCUGUGUUGAAGAAAACUCAUAUUACCACUUCUGAUGCUUUUGGUCCCCGCGUUUGUCAGCUAUUUAUGAACAGAAAAUAAUCAGCUGUCAGUGACACACGCUGAGGUUUAUGGGAGACUGAUGAUGUCACCAGUCAGCCUGUAGACGGAAAUGCAGUGUAUCCCUGCUGCGGCUCAGUACUUCCUGCCUGCCGUCGUCCUGUCAUAAAAUAAGAAGGAAUCAUCUUCCAAUCCGACGCAGCGAUGCGUGUAAUCCCCUCUUAAUCUGACUAGCAGCCGUCAACCUAUCUACGAACUAGGACACGUUAUUGGCGUAAUGUGCUACUACUGCCAUAUUUCCAACUUUGUUGUCAUGACUAGGUUCUUCCUCUCGCCUCUGAUGAGCUUUUUUCUAUGUAACUCAGAGCCAUAUUUUAUAGGUUGUCUGUAUUGUUUUUUUUUAUCUCAUUGUUAUCGAGGUUUCCUUUGGACUUUUUUCACCCCCCCUCCAACCCCUGGCCCUUUACUCCAAACAUGACCAAAAAGCAAGGGGAAAAUCUUCAGUCGUCACUGCCGAACCAUGUUUAAAGGACCUCUACAAUGUUUACAUGAAAAGCAAGUGGGUGGCAGUUCGCCUGCGCUUCUCUCAUCCCACCACUUCCCUUUCAUUCCCUUGCUUUCCUGAAUCUUAGAGUUACUAUUUAACUAAAUGGGGAAUCUUUCUUGCAUGGUUUUCAUAUAAAAUUCAAUGUUUUGCUCAUUUUUUACAAUUCUUCUGUAUUUUUAUAUUAAGUACUUUUUAAUAUUUUGGAGAUAUAUGAAUAUAUAUGUAUAGGCUGAAGAGUUUGGUGACAGUGCAGUACGUGAAUGAGAUGAAUCUAACGUGGACUCUGUCUUUUUACAGCUCUCUGAAUAUUUAUGCCACGUGUGUCGUCUUGGUGACCUGAUAUUAGGGCUCAGAAACCUGCAGUGACUUGUUUACUUCCUGUCAGCUGUUCAAUUGGAAUCUCAACAAUCUAUUCUCAUCAGCCCCCCUUUUACAUGAGUAUAUUCACUUUAUCCAAGAUGUUGUGACACACUACACGCUAUGUGAUUUAGCAGUUAUCUAACUAGAGUUCAGCCAAUACAACGUGAACACAGCUAACUGUAUCAAACAUUAAAUGGGAGUGUAUAAUUAUUUAUCCAA